Messenger RNA from Argentina anserina (silverweed cinquefoil), 918 nucleotides. RefSeq names its product E3 ubiquitin-protein ligase BIG BROTHER. Gene Ontology annotation, biological process: negative regulation of organ growth; protein ubiquitination. The transcript is spliced from 8 exons. Lineage: Eukaryota; Viridiplantae; Streptophyta; Magnoliopsida; Rosales; Rosaceae. The record is from RefSeq and is a predicted model, not a curated record. Gene Ontology annotation, molecular function: ubiquitin-protein transferase activity; ubiquitin conjugating enzyme binding.
GGUUGUUGUUUCACCACCAUACCAACAACAACACUAUUACUCUCUACACUCUACACUCCACUCUAGAGAGAGAAGACCAAAUCCAUUGAGAGAGAGAGAGAGAGAGAGAGAGUUAUAUACUGUGUGAAAGCCAAAACCGCCAUUCUCCUUCAGCUUCUCCCUCUCUGUUCCAACAUUUCUCCAAAAAUGGACGGAAAUGGAUAUAUGGAGGUCCAUUACAUGGACACUGGCUUCUCUUAUACCGCGACCGGAAACUUUAUGGACUUCUUUGGUGGUCUUACUUAUGCCCCCUUGAAUUAUGGUCACACCAUGCUCGCGCAUGAUCAGGAAGCUACAUACUGGUCAAUGGAUUCGUACAAAUUUGGACUAUCUGGUCCAGGGAGUAAUUCUUAUUACGGUCCUUAUGAGGUAAACACUCAUUUUCCGAGGAUGGACAUGAGCAGGAGGGCUUGGGAAUAUCCUGUCACGACGAUUCCAGAAGAGCCUGAAAACACUGCUACGCAGCAAGAAGAAACUGUAGAUAUUGAAUCUGACACCACGACUGAUGAAUCCAUUCCAAAUGAUCAUAACACAAAUACUUCUCAGGUGGAAUGGGAAGCGAACACUGAUCCUGAUAACAUGACAUAUGAGGAACUACUCGGCUUGGGUGAGGCAGUAGGUACUCAAAGCCGAGGGCUUUCCGACGAGUUUAUUAGCUUGCUUCCUACAACCAAAUACAAGUCCAUAAGCUUUUUCUCAAGAAAGAAAUCUACAGAGAGAUGUGUAAUUUGCCAGGCGAGUUACAAAAGAGGAGCUCGACAAAUCAAAUUGCCCUGCAAUCAUCGUUACCAUCGUAAAUGCAUCAGCAAAUGGCUCGGCAUCAACAAGGUAUGCCCGGUCUGCAACCUUGAGGUAUUUGGUUAGGAAUCAAGGCCCUAA